Molecule: messenger RNA, 2375 nt
Organism: Protopterus annectens (West African lungfish)
Lineage: Eukaryota; Metazoa; Chordata; Ceratodontiformes; Protopteridae
Gene: RPUSD1
Product: RNA pseudouridine synthase domain containing 1
Exons: 6
Coding region: 92-988 (298 amino acids)
Biological process (GO): pseudouridine synthesis
Molecular function (GO): RNA binding; pseudouridine synthase activity
Source: RefSeq, a predicted model, not a curated record
CGAUUGGAGAAAGCAUGCUGUCAAUCAUGAGGGGCAUCCCAUUUGUGCUGCAUGUACGUCUCUCAGGAUUUCCCAGACUUACAAUGCUAGAAUGGAGCCUGCCAGCAUCGAUAACCUAAGUGUUCUGUAUCUAAGUCCUGACUUUAUUGUGGUUAACAAACACUGGGAUAUUCGCAUCGACAGUAAGAGAUGGUAUGAGAAGCUAACUGUGCAGAGUCAGCUGAAGAAUAAGUUCCCUGAACUUGCAGACCCAGAGACAUUUUACGGUUUCCGAUUUUGCCAUCAGUUGGAUUUUUCUACCAGUGGUUCCCUGUGUGUUGCAUUAAAUAAGGCUGCUGCUGGCAAGGCUUAUACGUGCUUCAGAGAUCGAUGGGUCAGAAAGGCUUACCUUGCUCUGGUCAGAGGUCACGUUAAAGAAAGUAGAAUGGCAAUUGAUUAUGCAGUUGGUAAAAACUCAACAGAAGGAAUGACGCACAUGAUGUGUACAGAAGGAACCUUAGGUUGUGAGAAUCUCAAGCCUUGUAAAACUGAGUUGACAGUUCUUGAAUAUGGAACAUAUGACAAUGACCCAGUUACAAAAGUACUUUUACAGCCUUUAACAGGGAGGACACACCAGCUUAGGGUCCACUGUAGUGCAGUUGGGCAUCCUAUAGUAGGAGACUUCACCUACAGUUUCAAGAAAGACUGCAGUCCUUACCGAAUGAUGCUUCAUGCAUAUUACCUGAGAAUUCCUAUUGAGGAGGAAUUAAUUGAGACAAUUGCACCUGACCCCUUUCUAAAUCUGAUUGACAACAAAUGGGUUCCUCAUACAGUUGUGAACUUUCUAGAUGAUGAGAUCCAGAAACUCAAACAUACACCCCUAAUAGAAGAAUCAGAGAAACACGAACCAUUACUUAACCGCAGAGAGCACAAAAUGGAAGUACCCGCAGAAAAUGAAGAACAGCAAAUUAAAUUUGAGCAGUGGUUGUCUGAGUGGACUUUAGAAUAAGAUUUCAAAAAGACAUGGAAGUGAUGUCUGUUGCUUUAUUGCUACUUAUUUUUAAAUGUUUUGUAAUGAUUUUAAAUCUUAACUUCAUCAAUCAUAUUCUGCUGGUGAUAUUGUGUACAUCAUUUUUCUAAACACACAUUGGUCAUUCCUUGGCAGGCAAGUGAAGUAUGCUCUAUACCAGGAUUUAUUAUUUUAUUAGGGGCAGCAUUCCUUGUUACCCCAUUGUUCUGAAAGUUCAAGUCUUUAUCAGUAUUUUGUGUGUGUUUCUUGCCAUUUGUAAUAUUGUUGUUUUUCACUAUAACACUUUACUGAUUGAUGUACAUGUGGCAUGCACAGACUGAUGCACAUACUGCUAAGCGACGCAUAUUUGUAAUUUAUUGUGAAUCUUGUUAAACUGCAGACUGCAGCAGGAUAGCAACACUUAGGAUUGUGGCAUAUUCCAGAAAUUAAACCCCUUCCAAGUACCAGCUGCAGCAUCAGCCUGCUUAAAUCUGUAGGUAAACAUAAAUCGACUGGUCCUGUAAUCCCCACAUUUACGCAUAAUCAAUGUGCUUUCUCAAAUAUUAGUUUUUAUGACUCUCAUUUUACUGAAACUGUUUUGCUGACACCUGAUUGUACUGAAAAGUUUAGCUUUGAAACCGGAAAAGAUAUGCCAUUGUGCACAACCUCCCGUAGCAACAUAUAACACAAACUGAACUUUUUAUCCAUUGUCCUAGAAAAGUUUGGUAAAAUUCCAGAAUAUGGAUUACGUAGUAACUGGUGAUGUGAAUGGGUCACAUUGAAUUUGGACACUUCCUUAACAGUUUGUACAUUUCUUCUUAACUUUGCUACUUGUACUUAGAGGUUCUGUUGAGUAUAUGCAUAUAUAAUUUUCCUGAAAAAAAUCUAGAAAUAUUCCGGAACUUGAUGUACUUGAUUAAUAGUGAAGUGAAAGGAUUUUGUGGAAUUUCGCCUUUUAAAUCAGAUCAUUCAUUCAAAAGAGCUUGUACUUUUUUAAUUGUAUUUAUUUUUUAUUUAUUAACUAGGCAAAUGAGCUAGUCAUUCUCAGAGCUUUUACAACAACCACAUGGGCUACAAGAGCAGGAAACUGCCAUAUGUGUAGCUAAUUUGAAAAAAAAAAACAGUAAACCAGAAUAUUAUGGAAAUUCAGAUGGAUUUUGUAGUACAUAGAGGAGAAGAAGUAGACAAGGGAAAAAUGAGCAAACUUCAUACAGACAGGGACUGGCAGUCAGGACUGAACCUUGGAGUUGUGAGGUAGAAAUCCUAUCACUGAGCCAAAGUAGCAACCACCUUUCUUACAUAAUUGUCUGUAUUUGGAAGGCUGUAUUUAAAAUGUGUUUUUAUUCUGCAUUUAUGGAAAUACAAAUAAAAAUUAUAAAGAAAUUGC